Molecule: messenger RNA, 4170 nt
Organism: Symbiodinium natans
Lineage: Eukaryota; Dinophyceae; Suessiales; Symbiodiniaceae
Source: the annotation of a GenBank genome assembly
AUGGCUGAGCUUCAGAAUGUGCCUCCGCCGGCCGCUGGAAACCCUCCAGACGUGGUCGUGACCAGAAGUCGCAAGAUUCGUCGCUCGCAGCAGGGCUUCACGAGGAUGGGUCGAGUGUCGCGGGGACAUGACGCGGCGCCCUUCCUGACCAUGGACUCCUUGAGACUCUUGCAGGAAGACUUCCAAGACUUGUUGGAGACGCAGCUCCGCUUCACCAUCAAGAUCUUUGCAGAGAUCCAAGUUGCCCUUCCACCGGCCCCCUGCAUGCCCCUAGCUCGUCCAGAUGAAAGGUUUCGUCGCUUCCUGGCCGAUGCACAAUCCAGGUAUGAGCACGUUGUGGAGGAGACCAACCGGAACACGAGCAGCGGCUGGGUCUUUGUCGGCAUGCUGUGGAUCAACAUCCUCACGAGCCCAGGCGAGCUCACGGCCAACAUCCCCUUCCCUGCCGGCGUCGGGAAAAUGGACAACCGGGAACGCGCCACGGCAGCCAAUUUGAAGGGCCGCCCCUUCUACGAUCGACCAGCGCGCCCUGGUCCGAGGGGAUCCGCCCCUGACGAUCGCAAGAUGGUCCCCGUAGAUGCAGACUUUAGCACGCUUCCCGAGGGUCACGUGGGCUUUGGCGACAUCGAUCUUUUCGAAGCCGUCAACCCCCACAUUGGCAUCUACGUCUACAAGCCCGUCAGCACGGAGUGGUCGGCAACGGCUCCUCAGACGAUGAAGCCGCUCAGGAGUCCCUCCGUCGAGAAGCCAAAGCACGAGAUCCUCCUCCUGCUCCACCUCGACCACUACGUCCUGAUCUAUGACUUCAGCAAGGCUUCCAGUCUGCGCGGCGGCGAGCUGCCCGAAGAGUGCCGACGAGAGAACACGCGCCACUGGAACUCUUGUCACCGCUGCCAAAACAAUUUCAGCUCGACGGAGAGUUUGAAGAAGCACCUGAAGUCAGGGCUCUGCAAUGCUAGCGUGGCAGAUCGCUUGCGAAGUCAGAGGAUCAGGCUUCCCGCGAAUGUUGAGGAGGAGCGCCUCUUCUACAAGCCCGGUCCCUCUGCAGAGUGGGCGGAGCUGGUCAUCUACUCCGACAUAGAGGUCUUCAACGACAGGUUGCAGGAGAAGGAGAACGGGAGGGUCAAGGCCUUGCAACACGAGACAGCCUCCACCUGCUACGCUGCAGUGGGUCGCUGCGGCUACGAGGUCCCGCAGCAGCACAAGAUCCAUUUGGACUUAUGCCGCACGGACGACGUGCCCUUCGCCGUCAUGGAGCGCUACCUCAGGCGGCUCCUGGAUCUGGCUUUCCACUUUCAGAAUUGGCAGAACCUCAACAUCCCGUACGAGCUCACCGCGUCGCAGCAGGCCGAGUUUGACGCCGCCAUGGUCUGUUCGCUCUGCGAGCUGCCCUUCACUUCGGACCAGAGCAGGCAGAAGGUAGUGCACCAUCGGCACGGGACGGGCGAGUAUCUAGGCGCCCUCUGCAACACCUGCAACCUCGCCGUAAGACGACAGAAAACGGUGCCGGUGUACUUCCACAACGGCGGGGGAUACGAUUUUCACUUCUUGGUCCGAGCCAUAGCCCAGCUUCACCGCUAUGGGAGCGCGGUCGCCAUACCCUCCUACGACGAAGACGAUCAAGUCGUUGAGCAGGAGUUCCAAGAGCCGGCGGAGGACGACGCGACCUUGCAAGACGACCAGGUCCCCGAUCUGCACGCGCUGGGUCACGAGCCGAUGGUGGGCGAACACCUGGACCUCAAGAAGCCCCGCUGCAAGGUCAUGAUCAAGUCCGGCGAGAAGUACCUGCAGAGACGCUACGGACCCCUGGUAUUCUUGGACAGCUUCAACAUCUUCCCUUCAGCGCUGGACGUUCUGACAGACGACCUGCAGAGCACUCACAAGGAGGAGCCAUGGUUGUCCUUUCCGCUUCUUGCCGAGCGUCACCCCUGGCUCCAGAACCGAGACAAGAGGGUGUGGGACCUUCUUCUCAAGAAGAUCCCCAUGCCGUUUGAAAGCUUUUCGGGGCCCGAGUCUUGGACCGAAAGAGCCGUGUGGCCGCAGAAGUGCUACGACAGCAGUUUGAAGGGCAAGUGCUCCGACAAGAAGUACGGCGAGAUCCAGGAGAUCCAGGAGCAUUUCCAGUUCCCGAACUUCUCCUCCUUCCACAACUGUUACUUGUACACGGACAUGGCCAUUGCCGACGUGGUGGAGGCGUACAGGGACACCUUCCACCAGAACUUCGGCAUCGAUCCGGUGCGAUACGUCACCUUGGCAAGCGCCGCCUGGGACGCGAUGAUGAAGCGCUGCGCCCCGCGCAGGAACUCCCUGCAGCUCAUCACCAACCGCAAAAUCUACGACCUGGUCAAGAGCAGCAUGCGCGGCGGCCUCAGCAAUGCGUUCCAGCCGUACGCCAAGGCCAACAACUGCUCUGUCGUUGACUACGACGACUGCCUUCCAUUGAGCUGGGUGUCAAAGUUCGAUGUGAACUCGCAGUACCCGACCGUCAUGAACAACCCCCUGCCCUGCGACGGCGGCUACCUUUUCGAUCUCCCCUCCGAGCGAAAGGCCCGCAUGAAGCUGUUCUGCGACUGCCUGCGCGAGUCGGACUUCAGGCAGAAGGACUUCGAUCACAGCUACUUGGUGGAGGUCGACUACUACCUGCCCCUGGACCAGCACGACCGCGUCGACUGGGCGCCCAUCACCAGGAUGAGCGUCGGCACGUCCGGGAUGAGCGAAUAUCAGCUUGAGCUCUUGGCCAAGAUCAUGCCCUAUCUAGGCUAUCACCGUCGCGAAGUCGUGCAGCUGCGACUGCUGCGCUUCUACAUGGAGGUUCUCGGUGUCAGAGUCGAAGAGGUCUACAGCAUCGUGCUCUUCGGCUGCAGCUGCAGGGCGUUCAUGAGUCCCUUCAUCCGAGAGUGCUACGAGCGCAGGCUUGAGUUCAAGCGACAAGGGCGAAAGCUCCAAGCCGACGUGGUUAAACUCACCAUGAACGUGCAAUACGGGAAAAGAGUUUGGGCGAAGAAGCGCAGGAUCCCGCACCUGCACGCCAGCCCCAUUGGUCACGGCGGCUUCUUCGGCGUUGUGGAUGAGCUCACCCCAGCCGGUUCGCUGCUCAAGACCAUGCCGCAAGUGGGAACCUUCGUGCUGGACGAGGCGAGGCUUGGCAUCAUGCGAAACUAUUACCACAUGAAGCUGGUCUUCGACGGGUGCCUGGCCAAAGCCUGCGACGAGGCGAGGCCACAGAGCGAGAGGUCGAAGGUGCAGAUCAUCUACACCGACACCGACAGCGUCAUCGUGUUGAUCCACAGCGAGAUGCACCCUUCCUACCAGCUGGCCCUGGAGAACUUCAACCCCGAGUCGCCGUGCUUCUGGGACAUCCUGGGCGACAUCAAGGACUACGAGAAGGCGAUGGUGUACCUGCAGAGCAUUGGAGUCCUUGGAGUCGAGCGACGCGGUUGCUUGGGCGGUUUUGGCGACGAGAAUGCACCCCUCACCAUGAUGGAGGCGGUCUGCUUGGGGCCUAAGUCCUACAGCGAGCUGCUCACAGGCGGCGGGGGCGAGCUGCACCACAAGAACAAGAUCAAGGGCAUCGACAAGGACAACCGGAAGACCCUGACCCACGACGAGUACAGGGAGGUCUUGACCAAGACCGGGCUGGGCAGGAGCAUCAAGUCCCACCGCUUCGAGAGCAAACAGCACGUGGUGCAUCUGGUCGAAAACAUCAAGACCGGCCUGCGCGCCUUCGAAGACAAGAACUACAAGCUCCGCUACGACAGGUCCAGGCCCCACGGUCACUGGCGAAACUUGCCGGAGCCGCUGUCCUACUUCUUCGACAAGCUUCUCUACGGCGAGAUCGGCGAGGAUGGCCAGAAAAUCAUCGACAGCUUUCUGAGGCCACGCGGCUACGUGAAGAUGGACUUCAAAGACGAUCGGUGGACUGCACAGUACAGCUAUGGAGCCACGGGCCCCACCGGAAAAGCCCUGUCUGCUGCAGCUCUGGCGUUUCGCAUUUCUCUGGAUUGCACCGGAAACCUCCGCUCCCUCUGCCCCUCUACCUUUCUGACGUCUCGGGCCAGUAGCGGUCCUCCCUGCCAGCCCUGUAGCGUAAACAUGACGCCGUUGCUCGUGUACUCUACCCCGUCCACCCGGUACGCCCUCUCCGACCAAGCCGUUUCGGUGACGCGGUAA